Messenger RNA from Heteronotia binoei (common prickly gecko), 5047 nucleotides. It is a transcript of the gene WRN, whose product is annotated as WRN RecQ like helicase. The record is from RefSeq and is a predicted model, not a curated record. Gene Ontology annotation, cellular component: chromosome; cytoplasm; nucleus. The coding region runs from base 56 to 4480 and encodes 1474 amino acids. Gene Ontology annotation, biological process: DNA replication; double-strand break repair via homologous recombination; telomere maintenance. Gene Ontology annotation, molecular function: 3'-5' DNA helicase activity; four-way junction helicase activity; ATP binding. NCBI's taxonomy places the organism in Eukaryota, Metazoa, Chordata, Lepidosauria, Squamata, Gekkonidae. The transcript is spliced from 35 exons.
GAUAUUUUGUAUUUUCAGCUAAAAUACAAAUGCAGAUAAGGAAACUGACAGGAAUAUGGAGUCUCCUCCAAAUAAGCUUCCUCUAUGGAUGACCAAAGAGAGUAAAGCAGAUGCAGUGGAUGACAAAAAGAGGCAUCCAGUCCAUCAGAGUGUCCUGGAAGACAACCUUCCUUUCCUAGAAUUCCAUGGUUCCAUUGUCUACAGCUGUAAUGCCAGUGAUUGCUCUUUACUUUCUGAAGAUAUUAUUGCAACCUUGCCCGAUGGAGCUGUCCUGGGAUUUGACAUUGAAUGGACACCAUCCUAUACCAAAGGGAAGGAGGGGAAAAUUGCUUUAAUCCAGCUGUGCGAGUCUGAGAAAAAAUGUUACCUGUUUCACAUUUCAACAAUGUCAAGCUUUCCUGUGGGACUAAAAAUACUGCUUGAAGAUAAACGUAUUAAAAAAGCUGGCGUUGGCAUUGAAGGAGAUAAAUGGAAGCUGAUGCGCGAUUUUGAAAUCCGAUUGGAGGGCAUUGUUGAAUUGGCUGACCUUGCCAAUGAAAAGCUAAAAUGUAAAGAGAUCUGGAGCCUGAACAACCUCGUAAAACAUCUGUUCCACAAACAGCUUCUGAAAGACAAUUUGAUCCGCUGUGGUAAUUGGGAACAAUUUCCGCUCACGGAGGAGCAGAGGCUGUAUGCAGCUACGGAUGCUUAUGCUGGCUUCCUCAUUUUUCAAAAACUGGCAAAUCUGAAAAAUCUUAAGCAAAUGCGGCUUGGUGUAGAAGAAGGAGGUGUACUUUUGCAGAAUGACAUAAAGAAGGAAUUAACUUCUUUAUCAGAAGAGAUGAUGGAUUUGGCUCAUCACCUUCCGGACUCUUCUGAACAACCCAUAAAUGUUCAAAGAGCUGCAGAAAUAUUAACUAGUAUUUCAGAAAACAUUGAGGCCUUAAGAAGAGCGUUGGCUGUUGAGUCCAGUUGCCAGACAGAACUGAAAAAUGUUGCAGAAUCAGGAAGUAAAUAUAGUGAAGAAAUAAAAACAGAAACAGCCGGAUUGGAUUCCAAGACCAUAGGUGAUUUCAGUGACUCCGUAGAUCAUGAAUUAUCCGGUGUCCCAAAAGGAACCAUGAAAGAAGGAGAACUUAAUAUGAAGAAACAAGUAGAUCGCACUUCAGACAGAGGCCCUCAAGAAGCUGCAGAAAGAGACUGCUUAAUGUCACUGGACGUAACUGAGUAUGAACUUCAGAUGUUGGAGCGUCUGGCCCAGGAAGAGCUGCUAAAUGAAGCAACAUAUUUGUCGGAGGAUUUAAGUGUCGUAGAGGAGGAAGAGAAUUCUUUCAACAUUGAAAGUGAUGAUGAAUUGGAAACAGAGAUGGUUAAAUCUUUAGAAGGUGUAGGCAAGCAACCUGAAGGUUGUGCGGCCUCCCGACUGGCUGAAACAAGGAGACCAGAUGAUGCUGUUGCAGACGAUGAAGAUGAAGGCAUUGAGGAGGAAGAAGAAAGCUGGGAUUCCUCCUUACCUGGACCAAAUGAUAAGCAAAUCAGCUGCCUGAAGACCUAUUUUGGCCAUUCAAGUUUUAAACCGGUCCAGUGGAAAGUGAUCUCUUCAGUUUUGCAAGACAGAAGAGAUAACCUCGUUGUUAUGGCAACCGGGUAUGGCAAGAGUUUGUGCUAUCAGUUUCCACCCGUAUACACCGGAGGUACUGGAAUAGUCAUCUGUCCCCUUAUUUCUUUAAUGGAGGACCAGGUACUACAACUCGAGAUGUCAGGAAUUCCAGCUUGCCUUCUUGGGUCAGCACAGUCAAAAAACGUCCGAAAUGAUAUCCGAGCGGGUUGCUACAGAGUUGUCUACAUGACUCCAGAGUUCUGUUUGGGGAACUUGUCGUGGCUUCAGGAACUCGAGCAAUCAAUUGGUUUGACACUAGUAGCUGUCGAUGAAGCUCACUGCAUUUCGGAAUGGGGACACGACUUCAGGAAUUCUUUCAGGUCUUUGGGGUCAUUAAAGAAAACUCUUCCUGAGGUUCCUAUCAUUGCUCUCACUGCAACAGCAAGCCCUUCCAUAAGAGAUGACAUCGUGCAUUGUCUAAUUUUAAAAUCUCCUCAGAUAACAUGUACUAGCUUUGAUCGGCCAAACCUUUACUUAGAAGUUGGACGGAAAACGGGAAAUAUUGUCCAAGAUCUACAGCAGUUUCUUAUUAAAAAAGACAGGUCUACUUAUGAAUUUGAAGGUCCCACUAUUAUUUACUGCCCUUCAAGGAAGAUAACUGAACAGGUAGCCGCAGAGCUGUCAAAACUGAACCUUCCAUGCUGUACAUACCACGCUGGCAUGGGAAUCAAAGCAAGGCGAGACGUCCACCAUAAUUUCAUGAGAGAUGAAAUUCAGUGUGUUGUAGCUACUGUGGCCUUUGGAAUGGGUAUCAAUAAGCCGGACAUCCGGAAAGUGAUUCAUUACGGUGCCCCAAAGGAGAUGGAGUCGUACUACCAGGAAAUUGGAAGGGCUGGUCGCGAUGGGCUUCCGGCCUCUUGCUCCGUGUUGUGGACCUCUGCUGACAUGGCUCUGAACAGGCACCUGCUCAGUGAGAUAUGCAACGAGAGGUUUCGCAUGUACAAAUUCAAGAUGAUGGCCAAGGUCAAUACGUAUCUUAGUUCGACCAGCUGCCGGCGGAAAAUCAUCUUGUCUCAUUUUGAAGACAAACAACUCCGAAAGGCAUCGUCUGGUAUCAUGGGAACAGAAAAAUGUUGCGAUAAUUGCAGAUCCAGGAACAUUUGCUGUACUUAUGAGGUUGACACAGAAGUCAGUUUGCAAGAUUUUGGUCAGCAGGCUUACCUGUUGAUGACAGCAGUAUGUGCCUUAAAUGAGAAGUUUGGCAUGGGAGUUCCAAUCCUGUUUCUCAGAGGAUCUAAUUCUCAACGUCUGCCAGACAGAUUCCGAUCCAAUGCUCUUUUCGGCAGUGGGAGGGACUGGCCGGAGAACUUGUGGAAGGCACUAGGCCGGCGGCUUAUUCUGGAAGGCUUUCUUAAAGAAGUUUCUGGGCAUAGCAAAUUUUCAACCACGUGCAAGCUGACUCAGUUGGGGAGCGACUGGUUUUGUAAAGCUAGAAGCGAAUCUGAGCGAAAGCUUCUGCUUCAACCUGAUGAGGAACUUUACGUAAAGAAGCCUAGCAUCAGUUCUAAACAAACACCUUUAGCUGCAGGACGUCUCUCUGAUGUAUCUAAACUGAUGCCAGAAAAACAGAAGACGUCUUUGCACGAAAUGUUCUCCUAUCGAGAAGCAAGUAAAAUCUCUAGAGGGAGAGCGCUUCCAAAUACAAGUAGUGCCAUAGUGCAGACAUCGGCUAAAUUGCUACCUGUGUGCUGGACCCCUACAGAACCUGUUAUAUCUCCAAGGGAGAAGGAAUUACAGACGGUUCUCUAUGGCAAGUUAGUGGCAGCUAGGCAAAAACUAAGCAGUGAGAAGGACAUCCCUCCGGCCAUUUUAGCAACGAACAAAGUACUGGUAGAUUUGGCCCUGAUAAGGCCUACGACUUUAGAAAAUGUGAAGAGAGUUGAUGGCAUUUCUGAAGCCAAGUCCACCAUGUUGGUUCCGCUUCUGAGCACAAUCAAGGAGUUCUGUCAAGCCAAUAAUCUCCAGUCAGACAUCUUCAAGUCUUACGAAUCCAGGGCUCAACCUCAAAUUGUACCUCAGCCGGAAGCUGGACGCAGCACUUUAACACAAUCAGAGCACAUAACAUACAUGCUUUUCCAGGAAAAGAAAAUGUCAUUGAGGAGUAUAAGUGAGAAGCGGUCUUUACCUCUUACAGUGAUUGGCACUCAUUUAUUCCAAGCUCUGAAAGCGGGCCACCCAGUAGAUUUAGAACGGGCAGGUUUGACUCCUGAGAUACAAGAGCUGAUCAUGAAAGUCAUCCAAAGCCCUCCCAUCAAUUCAGAUGUCACAAGAAUGAAAGACAUUAGAGCUUUAGUGCCCGCAAAGAUUGAACUGUAUCUUAUAAGGAUGACCAUUGUGAUUCUGGAGGGUGGGCACAGGAGUCAGUUGCUGGUACCCCAAACAGAUUCAGAGAAACAAAGGCUGCCUCAAGAAUCAAUAUGGCUGCCGUCAAGGAUGAGAUCAGCACAGAAGAAUGAAGAGAAGAUUGCAUGGAUUGAAGCCAAGGGGGAUUCUGUUAAGCCAACUACACACAAGCCUAGUUCUGGCUCCUGUGAAAGUAUAAAGCAAGAUCUCUCCUCUUUAGACUCUCCAUCUUGGGCAAAGAGCAGCAGCAAAGAGCCAUUCCCUGACGUCAAGCAGGAAGUCCAGAGCCAUCAGAGUUCUAUCAGAUUAGCAUCAUGGAAUCAGCCUUCACUCAACCCCGAGGAGGAAGACCUCUUUACAGAUUCCCAGUCACAGGUCUUAAGUCAGCCUUCAAAAAGGAAGUUACCAGAAUGGUUUGGAACUUCGCAAAGAAUUGUUUCUCAUGUUAAAACUUCCAAAAAAUCUAAGGGAGGAGGAAGCCAAGGUCUUUUUGGCUGAACUUGAAAAUAUAUAUGUAUAUAUCUAAUCCUGAAGGCUUUGCUGUUCAUUUAGUUACUUCUUUUAGUCAUAACUAAAACAAGCUGAGCAAUGUAUGGAUACUCCAUGUUUAAAAAACAAAAUGCUGAAGGACAGCUCCUCAUUCUUUAACUUCAUUCCUACACAAGACUUCUCAAGAGCCCAGGCACUGAAAGCCGACAAAAAGAAAUGGGUGGUUUAAACCAGAUUGUUUGUUGCUGUGAACUUAUUCCUUUCACUGAAUGCACUGAAGAAUUUCCAUGUAAAUAUAGCAGGGACAUGCUCUGAAUACACAUCUGAGAUGAAUGCACAUAACCAGCCAGUCUUCCUCAGCUACACUACAGAUAUCAGUAAGACCACUGCAGUAUAAAGUCGACCAAUUCCUGUAUUCCUUAUGUUAAUUGCCGUUUCUAUAUGUAUUAGUCAUAUGGAUGACCUGACGAGAUAUUGUAUCUGUAAUCACUUUUCUUUCGUUAUUGAUAACAUUUUUCUUUACUUUCAGUGAAUUUUGGCACUUCCUUAUGAAUUUAAAUUGGUUUAAAAUGAAAA